AUGGCACAAAAGAUUUUUCAGUCCUUCCGUAGGAUUCCAGGACAUUUCCCUGCUUUUCGUAAAAAAGAGGAGCUUUGUGAUGUACAGGGGUCAAGAUAUAGGGUUGCUGUCUGUUCUGAUUAUGGAUUUCCUUCUAAACCUACGUCAGUUGCUUAUGACCCUGUUAUCGAUAUGUUAGCUGUUCUUACACGUGAUGGCAACAUUUAUAUAUACGGGAAACCAGGAAUAUCUUUUUCCGCUGUACAUGAAACGAAUGCUCAGUAUAUUCAAGUGGUUUUUUUGACUGGCAGUAGAAAACUGGUUACAUUAACUGAUUCAGAUGAUAUGUAUUUAUGGGAGUUGACUUCAGUCAAUCAAACAUCUAGUCAACUGACUCAACGAUCAUGUCUCAAAAGGAUUACAAGUCAGCUAAAGUCUUUACCAAGUGGAGUUCCAAAUUCUUCCAACAAUAACGAGGAAACUAGUCACGUCACUGCUUUAUGCCAUGCUUCCGACGGUCGUAGCAUCCUGAUUGGAACUGAUAAUGGCUGGGUUGCCUCUGUCCGUUUAAAUACAAAUACAGCUACUGACGAUUUCACGAAAUUCUGGUGUCUGCCUUCAGCUGAUGAUGCAAUUAAUCCUUCUCGAAUACUUGAUGGCAUUUCACCUGAUCGUCGUCAGCGUCUGCGGGCAGAUGCAGUGGUAGUUUUAUCAGAAAGGCCAGGGUUUCCUGGACAGCUAUUAAUUGGCUACAAUUCUGGUCUAAGUUUAUUAUUUGAUCUCCGUUCGGAUCGUGUUAUGGCACUAUUACCGUGGCAACAUGGCUUGGAAGCUGCCGCUUGGUGCGGUGGUAGUGGCCAACCAAAUAGGUCAAAUCCAACACCACAUCAACCCCAAUUAGGGAUGCGUCUCUUGACCGCGCAUUCGGACGGAUCUCUGGGAGUUUGGAGUUUGAAGGAAAUCGGCUUCGGCACAACAACAAUAUCUCCCAUUCAACCACCCUUGCUUCAAAUGGAAGAGGCUCCAAGCAUGCCUUAUGGACCUUUCCCGUGCAAACUGAUCAGUAAAGUUUUCUGGCUUCCAUCUGCUCUGGGGGGAAUUACCGUAUUUGUUGGUGGGAUGCCACGUGCCACUUAUGGUGAGCGUCAUACUGUAAGCAUAUUGCGUGGAUCAAAUAUUGAUCAAGCUGCUAAUGCUAGUGUUGUGGCUGCCCGACUUGCUGUGGCAGCUGAAGCUGAAGAUGAUGAUGAAAUACCAGAAGAAAGUUCAUUAUCAGCUCCUCCUAUACACGUUUUUGAUUCUGAUGCACCUGAACAUGUAUGUUUGGACUUACCAUCAAGUCUUGUUGAUUUAGUUCCUGUUGGUUCUGUUGACGGACCUGUUCAAAUACUAGUACUUCUAUGUGAAGAAGAAAUGGUUGUGAUUGAUCUUAUAACUUCUGGCUGGCCUUUUAUGCGUCCUCCCUAUUUAACUUGCUUGCACACAACAUCCCUUACUACAUACAAUUUAAUUACACAGGUUAGCUCAACCUUGCUAUCAAAUCUUGAAGCUGCCGGUGCUUACUAUGGUCCUGAAGGACGUUUUGGUCGGGGAGGAGCAAUCGCAGAUAAUCCAUCAGGUGGGGGUUGGUCCUCUCUCCCUUGGCCAAUACAAGGUGGUCAUGCAUUAAUUAAUGGAUCUCGGUUGUCUACAAGCUCUUUGGGUGGAAAUAUUCUGUACACGGAUGAUUUACUUCUUACUGGUCACGAGGACGGUUCUGUUGCAUUUUGGCGGCUCAGUGCAGGAGGCUGCCUUCGACGCAUUUAUACCUUAUAUACAGCUAUAUUAUUUGAAGAUGUCAGUCAGUUGGAUCAUCCUAAUGGUGUUGAUGAUGAUGGCGAUGCAUGGCCCCCCUUUCGUCAGGCAGGUGUAUUUGACCCUUUCAUGGACGAUAGCAGAGUAGCUAUACAAUUCAUUUAUCUUGUUGAUAAUACACUGGUUGUGGGUGGAGCUGCAGGUCAGGUAAUUGUAUAUCAAUUUCUUAAUUUCACUCCGUGUAUUGAACCUGCAAUUGUAACAAUUAAAAAAUCAAUGCCUGGAUUUCAAUGGAAAGGACAUGCUCCCCUUACACUUCGAAAAUGCUUUAGUGAGAAGUUCACUGCUAAUCCAGAACAAACUACUCCACUCCCCGCUCAGUUACAAGCUACAGGAGUUAUUUUCGUACAGCCUCCUGCACGUAUUACAUCACUUCUUUUAAGUGAAUUUGAAUUAACUCAUCUAAAAGAAUUUAGUCAAAACCAAACAAAUAAUAUUAGUGGUGAUGGUGGUAGUUUACAAAUUUUACUUGCUCUUGGUACACCACAUGGUUUCGGUGUAGUUUUUGUACCGAAACCAUUACCUAAUAACGAUUCAAAUACAAAAAAACCAUUACCACCUCAGCCAUUACUUGCUGUGUCAACAAUACCGGAUAAUAUCGAUGCUCUUCAAGAAGCUGCUGCCGGUGAAGGCUGGGCAAGGCGACGUACUCGAGAACUUAAAAAAAGUCUUCGUGAUUCAUUUAGGCGUCUUAAAAGAGUACGAUCAACUAAAUCAAAUUUUCAACCAGUUGUCUCAGCUUCUACUGCUAAUGUUAGUCGUGCUGGUAUUCGACGUACUGUUACUCAAUCUAAUCGUGCUGCUCCCAAUCAAACUGAUGUGGCCCCUCUUGAUGAAGCAGAAAGACGCAGUGGACGUGUCCCAGAUGAAAAUAUAUUAUUAAUAUCACAGUAUAAUGUUGAAAGAGAAAUAUGCGAUCGUGUUCAAGAUACUGCCAAUGUAGCUAUUAUAUCUUGUUUCGCAUUUGGUCCACCCCUAUUUAAAUCAAGUCCAUCGAAUGUUCGUCCAACAUUGCAUCCAGUUGCUACACUUUUUAUUGGUACUAAAGCUGGGACUGUUAAAUUAUAUUCUAUUUUUGUUGACAAAACAACAUUAAACUCUAGCGUUCUACCUAAACUUCAACUGUAUUAUUCCCGAGAACUUAUUUUACAACAUCGUGCUCCUGUUCUAUCACUUCGUCUAAUCGAUGCUAAGUCAAAUAUGCCUUACUCAUUAUCGGAUUACAAACAUUACAUAUCUGAUUCUGGUAAAUCUCAUAAUCUACCUGUAUUAUCAGUUGUGAGUGAAGAACAAAUACGAUUAUUUAAUUUACCUAAUUUACACCUAAAAUUCAAAGCUCGUAUUACGGCUAUUGAUGGUUAUCGUAUCAAAUCUGCUUCAGUAGUUGGAUUUCGAAUACACGGAAAAACCAGUUCAUCAUUAUCAAAAGAAUCCACUGUUGAUUCUGCUUGUGGUGAUCUUGAACGUUCAAAUACAAGUGGUAUAUCUGUAACAUCUCAAACAAAUCAAAAUUGUGAAUAUUCAUUUGUUUUUACAAACGUUGGUGGUCAAGCUGUCUUGCUUAGUAUGCCACAACUUCGUCGAAUGGAUACUUUACAUUUGCUGGAUUCUCAUGAUGUAGUUGCAGUCAGUUCAGUUGUAUUUUCUCAACCUGGUUGUACAAAUGUAAAUAAUUCGUGUUAUGUUCAUGGACCUGCUCUCGGACUUUAUCAAUUGGCACCUGGUCAACUUACACUUUUUGACGUUGUACGUACUGGACAAAAAGCUAGCUUACUUGGAGUAUCCUAUCGUCCUAUAUAUCGACUAUCUCUUAUUGGCAAUACAAAUGCAAACAUGAAAACUUUAUCCGAAAAGACAAAUAGUAUUGGAGAUAGUAGAAUUUCUAAUAGAAGUGUUUUAUCGACCAGUCAGUUGCAUAAUAUAUCACAGACGUCCAGUGUAUUUAGUUCAUCCGUACAAAAUCAAUCAAAUUCUAUGUCAUCACACAAUCUAAGUGAUUCAAUAAGAAAUGGUCUCGUUUCACCUUCUUCUGUAUCAUGUGCAAGUGAUAGGAAUAAUCACAGGGAUCGUGUAUCGUGA
Schistosoma rodhaini is the source of this 3912-nucleotide messenger RNA. The record is from the annotation of a GenBank genome assembly. NCBI's taxonomy places the organism in Eukaryota, Metazoa, Platyhelminthes, Trematoda, Strigeidida, Schistosomatidae.